Molecule: messenger RNA, 4156 nt
Organism: Nicotiana attenuata
Lineage: Eukaryota; Viridiplantae; Streptophyta; Magnoliopsida; Solanales; Solanaceae
Product: pentatricopeptide repeat-containing protein At2g03880, mitochondrial-like
Exons: 5
Coding region: 171-3119 (982 amino acids)
Biological process (GO): RNA modification
Molecular function (GO): zinc ion binding; protein binding; RNA binding
Source: RefSeq, a predicted model, not a curated record
GUACUCCACUAGUUAAUACUGGCUAUGUUGUUUGUUGUUGUUUAACACAACCUGUCAGAGGGAGAAAUCAAACACAACUUUAUCCUUCGGACCGCUACGGCGAGCAGAGUUUUGCUAUGCAGAGUUUCAUCCUGCUAGCUCCUCAUUGAAGCUGCUGCUUCUUAUUUUUCAUGGAACUCGAUUUUCUAUCCGCACACAUGCGUAAUCCGCCACUAAUAUUUCGAGGCAUCAUUUCGAGCCUUUAUCCCGUGCCUAAAACCUGCUUGAUGUUAUGCCCCAAUAAACCUCAGCUGCGUAAUAUUUCCCUCUUUCCCUCUGUUCGCUUUAACUGUUUCUCAUGCGCUGCUCUACAAACAAUUGAACCCAACUCCCCAUCAGUUGAAAACCCAAAACUUCAAUAUUCCUUUGGGUCUAAAAGGUUGAGUAAAGGGUUGAAGUAUGGUGCUAAGGAGAGAUUUUUGAUUCUGAACAAGAAAAAGGGGGUUAAAUGGUACUCUGAAAUGCUCAAAGAUUAUGCUACUAAGUUAUGUUUGAAGGAAGGUAAAGCUUUACACGGUGAAAUUAUUAGGAGUUGCAUAGAAACCGAUUCGCAUUUAUGGGUUUCUUUGAUUAAUUUUUAUUCGAAAUGUGGUGAUUUAGUUAUGGCGGGCAAUGUGUUUGAUUUAAUUCCAGAGAGAGAUGUUGUCUCUUGGACAGCACUGAUAGCAGGGUUUAUAGCUCAAGGGUAUGGCAGUAAAGGUAUUUGCUUAUUUCGUGAUAUGAGGGGAGAAGGUGUUAGGCCUAAUGAGUUCACUUUGGCGACAGUUUUAAAGGGUUGUUCGAUGUGUUUAGAUUUGGAGUUUGGCAAACAACUACAUGCCGAGGUUGUUAAAGUUGCUGGCUUUUCGGAUAUUUAUGUUGGUUCUGCUCUUGUUGAUUUGUAUGCUAAAUGUUGUGAAUUGGAAUCUGCUGUUAAUGUGUUCUUUUCCAUGCCCGAGCAGAAUUCGGUGUCGUGGAAUGCUUUACUUAACGGGUAUGUGCAGGCUGGUCAAGGAGAGGAGGCUUUGAGAUUGUUCUCGAAGAUGUCGGAUUCAGAGAUGAGGUUUAAUAAUUAUACUCUGUCUACUAUUUUGAAGGGGUGUGCCAGUUCACCAAAUCUGAGAGCUGGCCAAGUUAUCCAUUCGUUGUUGGUCAAAAUUGGGUGUGAACUUGAUGAUUUUACAAGCUGCAGUCUUGUAGAUAUGUAUAACAAAUGUGGUCUGCAAGACGAUGCCCUGAAAGUGUUUUUGAGGACUAAAAAUCCUGACACUGUGGCAUGGACUGCAAUGAUCAGUGGACUUGAUCAGCAAGGACAGAAGAGGGAAGCUGUUCAGCUUUUUUGCUUGAUGAGGCAUUCAGGUUUGAGGCCUAAUCAGUUUACACUAGCUAGUCUUAUUAGUGCAGCGGCUGAUUCAGUGGACUUAAUUUGUUGCAAAAGUAUCCAUGCUUGUGUUUACAAAUUUGGUUUUGACUCAGAAGAGUGUGUCAGUAAUGCAUUGAUUGCAAUGUACAUGAAAUUUGGGUCAGCUUUUGAUGGGCAUCGUGUAUUUUCUUCUAUGAGUAAUAGGGAUAUAAUUUCGUGGAACUCUCUUUUGUCUGGGUUCCAUGAUAAUGAAACUUCUUAUGAAGGACCUAGAAUCUUCAGGAACUUGCUUGUGGAAGGUUUGAGGCCAAAUAUGUACACGUUCAUUAGCAAUUUGAGAUCUUGUGCAAGCCUCUUAGAUGCCACUCUCGGGAAGCAAGUGCAUGCCCAUAUAGUUAAAGCUAACCUUGGUGGGAAUAAAUAUGUAGGAACUGCUCUGAUUGAUAUGUAUGCUAAGUGUGGGCAUUUAGAUGAUGCAGAAGUGAUCUUUUACAGAUUGAGUGAAAAAGACAUCUUCACUUGGACAGUUGUCAUUACAGGUUAUGUGCAGUCUGAUCAAGGAGAAAAGGCUUUUCGAUGCUUCAAUCAGAUGCAAAGGGAAGCUAUUAAACCCAAUGAGUUCACUCUUGCUAGCUGUCUGAGAGGUUGUUCUGGUAUAGCGAGCCUAGACAAUGGGCAGCAGUUGCAUUCCUUGGUAAUAAAGUCUGGGCAGUUCAAUGAUAUGUAUGUGGCUAGUGCAUUAAUUGACAUGUACGCAAAAUGUGGGUGUAUCAACAAUGCCGAGUCUCUAUUUAAGAGCGUGGGGUCCUGUGAUACAGUGUUGUGGAACACAAUUAUAUUUGCCUACUCCCAACACGGGCUAGAUGACAAAGCAUUGGAAGCAUUUAGAACCAUGUUAAGUGAAGGUAAUCUGCCUGAUCGGAUUACCUUUAUUGGUGUCCUUUCUGCAUGCAGCCAUCUGGGCCUGGUCAAAGAAGGAAGAAGGCAUUUUGACUCAAUGAAAGUUGUGUUUGGUAUCACUCCUUUGAUUGAGCACUAUGCUUGUAUGGUUGAUAUUCUUGGCCGUGCAGGCAAAUUUGAUGAUAUGGAACACUUCAUUGAGGGUAUGGAGCUUGCCCCUAAUGCCUUGAUAUGGGAGACUGUUCUUGGAGUCUGUAAAGCUCAUGGAAAUGUGGAAUUGGCUGAGAAAGCUGCAAACAUACUUUUCGAAAUUGAUCCAACAGCAGAGUCAAGUUAUAUAUUGUUGUCCAAUAUAUAUGCUAUAAAAGGGAGGUGGGCUGAUGUUUCAAAGGUUAGAGCAUUAAUGUCCAGGCAGGGUAUCAAAAAGGAACCUGGUUGUAGCUGGGUUAAGAUUGAUAAUCAAGUCCAUGUCUUCUUAUCUCAGGAUGCUUCGCAUCCUAGGUUAAAGGAUAUCCAUAAAAAGUUAGAGGAGCUGGCUUCAAAAAUUACUGCUGCAGGAUAUAUUCCAAACACAAACUAUGCACUUCAUAAUGUCUCUGACAAAGAAAAGAUAGACAACCUUUCACAUCAUAGUGAAAGGCUAGCUCUAGCUUUUUCUCUCAUGAGCAGCAAUAGAAAUAGUACUGUCAGGAUCUUUAAAAAUCUGUGCAUCUGUCGAGAUUGCCAUCAAUUUAUGAAGCUGGCAUCAAUCGUAACAAACCGAGAAAUAGUUAUUCGUGACAUUAACCGCUUCCACCACUUCUCUCUUGGAAUGUGCUCAUGUAAGGACUAUUGGUGAUUAUUGACUGGCUAACCCAUCAGGCAACCACAGCUGCAACAGAUCAAUAGUGCUUAACUGAAGUUCUAAAUGCAAGUCAUGAUAGUUCAAUAUGAAUAUAUUACUGACGUGGCAAAGUGAUGAGCUUUUAUUGGUGAAUAGUUUGUACAAGCUGUUCGAUGAAGAGUUGGUGGUAUCUGGCUUCUUACAUCUUGAUGGGACUGCUAUACAGAUUGACUUUGCUACACCGAAUCAGAGGUGGAAUGUCAUGAACAUCAUUUCAGUGUUGGAGUGUACUUCCAAGUCAAACCAAGCCUUGGAGUAUACCAAAUAGUAAGCGUCUGUUGUUGAUAGAAGCAUAGUGUUUAAAGAAAAGAUGACCAUAAGGCUUAUUUCUUCUCUCUCUGUGGCACUGUUUUUGCCGAGGGUCUGCCUUGAACCGUUGAAAAGGAGGUUCGGAGGUUCGUAUCACAUUGAAUCUGCUCAGCUGAAUGGUCUGCUGCAAAGCCUCAAGGAAAGAAGAGAGCAAAAAGAGAGGCUAAAGAACCUCGCAACUCUGUGCUUGAUAGGCAGAGAAUAGGAAAGAGGGAAGAAAUGUCACCUCAAUUUUAACUCUGAAGGGACCUGAUCUACUGAAUAGCUUUUAACAAGGGAUAAAAUUUGGCAAUUGGUUUACUCGCCUCAGAGACUGCAUUGAAGCUUCCAAGAUGGUUGAACGCCUUCUGUUAUUUGGUGCCAAAAUCCAUUAGCUAUGCUGUUGUACCUCACAAGAAGGCCAAGAGGGAGUCCCUCUUGCUUAUCCCCAUCUAUCUCAUAUGAAUCCUAUUAUAUCUUCAGAAAGCAUGAACUGAUGAUUAACCAUGGUUUAGAUACUAUUCUUGGUUAGUUAUCAUGUUCUCAUAUAUGUGUAGAUUACCAACUGCAUGAUUUAGCCUAACUUGAUGAAGCUGGUGUUGCUUAGAAUGUUGUAAAUCUCAGACGUAGGCAAAAGGCAACUGUAAUGUAACACUGCAGAACUGUUUUGAGUUUUUAACACAUUUAAAGAAGUUUUUUGGUCC